This is a messenger RNA of Eimeria necatrix, 4017 nucleotides long. Its product is annotated as AGC kinase, putative. Bases 1 to 4017 code for a protein of 1338 amino acids. The transcript has 8 exons. Gene Ontology annotation, biological process: protein phosphorylation. The record is from RefSeq and is a predicted model, not a curated record. Gene Ontology annotation, molecular function: protein serine/threonine kinase activity; ATP binding. Lineage: Eukaryota; Apicomplexa; Conoidasida; Eucoccidiorida; Eimeriidae.
AUGCGUGCAGAAGGACAGGAACUGCUGCAACAGCAGCAGGCGACUUUAUCCCAGCAGCAGCAAGCAAUUCCGUCGCACCAGCAGCAGGUAACCCCGUCACAACAGCAGCAGCUGCUCUCAACAGCACCUCCGCAGCACCAUCAACAAGACGAACAUCAACACCAGCAGCAACAACAGCCCCGGCCGACUCGUCGCAGUAAUCGCAACAACCCACACCAGCGGCAGCAGCAGGAUCAACAGGAACAACAUCAGCAGCAGCCAAGGUCACGCAACAGAACAAACCCGCAACGGCGCUCGCGUCAGCAGCAUCAGCAGCACCAGCAGGCCGGAGCUCUAGCACCAUGGGGUUCCCAAGCAUCUGCAUUGCCUGCAGCGGGGAGGCAAGUGCGGCGUACUUCAAGGGCUGUGCGGAGGGACGCAGCAGGGGCAUCGGAAGCGUGUCCUCCUGCAGUGCCUGUCAAGGACUGGGUUUCCCGCGCAAUGCAGCAGCGUGGUUGGGAGAAUUCGGAGAGGCAAAAACGUGAAGAUUAUGUGCCGACGCUGCCGGAGGGAGGGAUCCCCUCUGAGGGCUUUCGAUUUCGGUUGGACCACGGGUAUCCGUUGGACAUACGAGGGGGUGGCACACAAGGGAGGUCGCGGCCAGGUGCUGCUGCCGCUCACUGCCCUUUUUUCCCUCCUCCGUUUUGUCUGCCUUUACUAGGUGGGCUCCCGCAGCAAGGGCCUACUGGGUGCUCUGCACAGACAUGGGGGUCACAGAUGCCGUUUGAAGCUCCCGAUGCGGCCCGCGCAGGCCUUUCUCCUCCGCUUGCUUCGCAGCAGGUUUUUUCCGGCCAACUGAAAGGUUCCCCGCAGCAGCAGCAGCGUGUGCAGCAGCAGCCUCACGUACAGCAGCAGCAGCGCGCACAGCAGCACAUGCAGCACCAUUCUCGGCUUGCCCCUCUCCCGGCACAUUAUUUGCAGUCUUCUUCAGACUAUCCGUUUCCCCCCAUGAUGGGAGUACCGACACGGUCCCCCUUUGGCAGGGAAACACAUGCGGAGGGCAGCAGCAGCGGCACGUUGCAGCGUCGGGACGAGUCGUGCAGGGGCAAUACAAGCAACAACGCUCAGCUGCUUGCCUCCGAAGCAGACCCAGCUGAUUUUUCUGCUGCAGCUGCAGCAACAACUGAAGCAGCCAGAACAGGUGACAGACAAACUACUGCAGCGCAGCCUGCUGCUGCCACACCGAUGGGUGAUAGCCUUAGAUGCAGGGAGGCAGCUGGUAUCCACGCAGCCAUAAGCACUUCAGACGAGGAAGAAAGCGGUCCAUUUUCGGCUGCGCCUGCUGCUGGAGGAACAGCAACAACAACAGCAGCAACUCCAGCUCUUAGUAGCGUUGUGGCACUGGGGGCUUCAGUAGCAUGCCCCAGCCCGUAUGCUGUCGUGCGGGAAGGGCAGCUGCAGCAGCAUUCUUGGCAGCACAUGUCUCAUCCGUAUUGGCAAUCAUGGCAGCUGCAGGAGCACUGGCAGCUGCAAUUGCAGCAGCAGCAGUGGCAACAGUGGCAGCAGCAGCAGUGGCAGCAGUGGCAGCGCUUGCCGUACACCGUUGCUGCUCCAGUUGAUGCCUCUGCGUAUUCAUACGUGCCCAUGCAACACCUGCAGCAACAGCAGCAAAUCCAGCAGCUCCAUCAGCUGCAGCAGCAGCAAUACCUGAAUCUGUUUCAGCAACAGCGACAUGACUGGGGGAGCCAGAGGGCUUCUGGCCCAAGUAGAAACUAUCAACGGACUCCUCGUCGAGUUCCACAGCAGCAGCAGCAGCAGCAGUAUCAACAACAGCCUAUUCAAGCCCACUACAACGGCGGAGUUGCUGAUUCCCGCAGAUGCCCUCAGCGUCAGUGGCAGCAAUUGUCUUUCCCAGUGGCAGCAGCAGAUUGUGUGCGUCACAUUGCACCCGGUACCUCUGCAGCGGCGGUAGCUACUGCGUACCCCUGGUCCGUGCAUGCACUAGCAGCGCCAUCUGUUUACGACACCACGGCCCUCUCUCAAUCAGGCUCACCGAUGGCCCGUACGCAUGGCCAUUUUGUGGCUGCACCAUAUACGUACACUUCCACGGCGCACAGUGCGCCGGCCUCCACAUUCUGGUCGCAGCCUCAGUUGCAGCAGCAGGUGCAACAGCAAGUCCAGCAGCAGCAACAGCAGCAGUGGCAAUGGGAGGCCCAAUCACGGUACUCUCGGGGUUCCAGCAAUAGAAACUCGAGGGAGCAGCCGGGACGUUUGCGGACUGUACAGGAUGACCGAAACGCUAUAAGCAGUACUCGGCACAUAGUUGAGGCGCAUUCACUUAGCUGUAGUGGGAAGGUAGGUAGAGGCUCUGCUACUGCUGCUGCUGAAGGUGGUCGCCAGGUGCUUUCGAGCAGCAAUGCAGACGCUGGGGAAUCGACGGAUUCUGCAGCAGUCGCAGUUAAAGAUGGUGAAGAAGGAAGCAGCCGCGACAGCAGCCGGAGCGAAACUCACAGCAGUCCUUCCCGUCGCAGUCGCAGUAGCAACAGUAGCAGCAGCAUAUCCAACAGCCACAUGCUUCCUGAGGAAGGCUACUCGUAUACCAAGAAUAUGGCGUACUUAGCUCCCCUCGUAGAACGAAAGAAAGUGGGCCCAGAGGACUUUGUCCUGCUGCAUGUCAUUGGCAAAGGGUCAUAUGGGAAAGUAAUGCUUGUUCGAUUCGAGCAGGACGGCCAACUGUAUGCCCUUAAGGUGCUGCUGAAGGAGUCGCUGUUGCGUCGUAGCCAGGUGCAGCACACGCGAACCGAGCGCGCGGUUUUGGAAGUUAUAACUCAUCCUUUUAUUGUGCAAAUGCAUUUCGCCUUUCAGACACCCAAGAAACUCUAUUUCGUUUUAGAGUACUGUCCUGGAGGGGAGUUAUUCUUCCAUCUACAGAAAGACAGGAAGUUUAGUGAGGAGCGAUCGCGGUUCUACGCUGCCGAGCUCUUGCUUGCCUUGGAGCAUCUCCACAAGCACAACGUUAUCUAUCGCGACCUGAAGUCCGAAAAUGUUCUUCUGGACGCGGACGGUCACAUCCGGCUGACAGAUUUCGGCCUCUCCAAAAGCGGAAUCGCUGACAACACUAGUGCACGAUCCGUUUGCGGGACACCGGAAUAUAUCGCUCCAGAGAUCUUGUGUCAGGUAGGCCACGGGAAGGCAGCGGAUUGGUGGAGUCUUGGAGCCCUGCUGUAUGAGAUGCUGACAGGUCUGCCUCCCUUCUAUACGGCAAAUCGCCAGGCCCUUUUCACCAAUAUUCUCUGGGGAGGGUUAGACUUUCCCGCGGAUCUUUCUCCCGCUGCUGUAGACCUCUUAAAGAGCUUAUUGCACCGCGAUGCCAAUGAGAGACUUGGCGCUGGGCCUUUAGACGCAGAGGAGAUUAAAAGACAUCCUUUCUUUGCGCCGGUGGACUGGGGACGUCUUCUCGCCAAGGAAAUUGAGCCUCCUUUCAAACCUCGCCUCCUUUCGCAUGAGGACCCUAAGUAUUUUCCUGCCGAAGUUAAAAGAGAACCAGUAUUUUCAGAUGAUGGAGAAGGACCUGACGCAGCGUUUGGUAGUGGCGCCGUGAGGGACGCCGCCGCGAGAAUGCAGAGGUCUCGCACGCCUAAUCGUCGCGCCGCAGUCGACAGCAGCAGCUGUGGCGAUAGCGGUAAAAUUAGCAGCAGUAGUAGAACAAGGCCAGCAGCAAAUUGUGCAGCUGAUGGGAACUGUGUUGCGAGGCCCGCAUCGGGUACAGGAGGUCACACGGAGGACGCAUGUACAAAUGAAAGGCCACACGCAUGCAGCUCUCUUUCCUCCCAUGACUCUCAGAACACUGAAGAAGAUGAAGGGGAGGCCCUUUUCAAGGGUUUUUCCUACGAUGAGCGCCUCCAGGGGUUUGUCUAUCCAUCUCACCAAAAAUUUAACCAAGCUUCAUCUACUUUGCUUGCUCUAACUCUCUCACACAGAAACUUGUUCACCUGCGAGAUUCGCCGAGUACAAAAUGCGAACAGUUAUAGUCUUUGA